Molecule: messenger RNA, 1037 nt
Organism: Rhopalosiphum maidis (corn leaf aphid)
Lineage: Eukaryota; Metazoa; Arthropoda; Insecta; Hemiptera; Aphididae
Exons: 2
Coding region: 230-970 (246 amino acids)
Biological process (GO): regulation of transcription by RNA polymerase II
Cellular component (GO): nucleus; transcription regulator complex
Molecular function (GO): DNA binding
Source: RefSeq, a predicted model, not a curated record
UUUCGGCGAGGCCGUCGCCGCCGCCGCCGCCGCCCGCGUGUAGCGGCGGAGCGGGUAAACGUCCGGUGAAACGCGCGUAAACAACACGCACGCGAACUACGUCGUUACGAACACCCGUGCCGUCGGCGUCCCCGUCUUUUCGCGCGUACACCCGCGGACGUACAGAUACACUCGCGCAAAUCCACAUCGACGACGACCGCGGAUCGGCACUACCCCCGAGACGCGCGCCAUGUCCGGCAAAGGUUCGCUAGAAGUCAGCCGUCUGAUAGCCGAAGUACACCGGAGACCAGAGCUGUGGGACCGGCAACACCCGCAACACCACAACAGGUCCGUGCUGGACCAUCACUGGGAGUCCGUGGCCGCUAUUCUCGGCAUUACCGGUAAAGCAGCCCGGGGGAAAUGGAAAAAUUUAAAAGAUCAUUUCCGUAAAGAAUACAAAAGGUGUAUGACUAGUAUAGAGAGUGAUCAAGAAAUGUCUAGAUGGCCAUAUUUCCAUUCUAUGAUGUUCAUCAAAGAUCAGAUCUCACACACCGUCACAAAUUCUGCGUAUCUAUCAGAUUUACAAUAUCAAAACAUAUAUCCAGAAGUUGAAUUAAAAGAAGACGCCGUGUCGGACGAAGAAAAUCCCUUGAACUGUCUUAACAUUGAGUACGACAAUCAAAAUUUAGUCGAAGUUAAAUCGGAGUAUUCGAAUCAAGACGAAAAUAUUUCUGAUGACAAACAUUUCUUAUUGAGUCUUUUACCAAUGUUAUCCACGCUCCCGAUGGAUAAAAAACUCGUUGCUCGGAUAGCAAUCGAAACGUCGUUGCUCAACAUAGCUUACCCAGAUCUGAGUAAAACGGACAAUUUUCACGAUGAACAAACAGGCACCAUACAAACAUCGCCUAAAAAGACUGAAAAAAGAAAAAAAGUGACCGAAGAUGAGCGCCACCCAAAGAAGCGUUCGGUAAAUUCAAAAAAAAUUUGUUGAUAUUCAUUACCCAUUUCAUGAAUUAUAUUUUAUAAUAAAAAUAAGUUGUAAAUAAUAUUAUUUUUCU